This is a messenger RNA of Fomitiporia mediterranea MF3/22, 591 nucleotides long. RefSeq lists its product as uncharacterized. NCBI's taxonomy places the organism in Eukaryota, Fungi, Basidiomycota, Agaricomycetes, Hymenochaetales, Hymenochaetaceae. The transcript has 3 exons. The record is from RefSeq and is a predicted model, not a curated record. Bases 1 to 591 code for a protein of 196 amino acids.
AUGAAAUUAAAAUUUACUCAUGCUAUCCGAGCUCCCUUCGCCUCGAAGAAUCUGGAAAGAGGUUAUCCCGUGUCCCCCGUCGUCGUGAGUACGCAUUUUUAUUAUGAUCGUGCACACGGGGACUUACGCCGGGGUUACACUUCUUCGGUUGACCUUGACGCCACUAGCACUCGAUCUCGAUACUUGGCAAUCCGCUCGGACCGGCUCGUCGUCUCCGAAGAAACGGUUGUGCAAGAAGCGUUCAGGCUAGCACAUACGUCGUGUAGCGGGUCUGUGGAGAGAGAUACUUCCGCUGGAAAUUCUCAGCGCAUGUCAAUGGGAGAAUUCGGCACAGGCCAUAGCGUUAGGGGGUCGAGACGCGAAAUGACUAAAGCCAAAAGGUAUUUAGACAUCUCCUGGAUUCUCCAAGAGAAUUUCUCACGUUCAUUAGAGUUACUUGCAGUAUUCGUACUUUGCACCCUCAGGCUGAACACGACGGGUAGGUGGUACAUCUUUGAUAUGGGCGUGAAUGAGAAACAAAUGCUUGCUGCAUACACGCGGACACACCACCUGGCAAUGGUAAAAGAUCCAUCCUCAUCCUCAAAGAAAUGA